Molecule: messenger RNA, 1119 nt
Organism: Papaver somniferum (opium poppy)
Lineage: Eukaryota; Viridiplantae; Streptophyta; Magnoliopsida; Ranunculales; Papaveraceae
Exons: 1
Coding region: 1-1119 (372 amino acids)
Molecular function (GO): catalytic activity
Source: RefSeq, a predicted model, not a curated record
AUGAAAAUUAUGUCUUGGAAUGUCCAAGGAUUUGGAAACAAGCGUACUAGGUAUCAUCUAAGAGACUUAGUUAGAUCCAAUGAUCCUGACAUUAUAUUCUUAGCUGAGACCAAAAAUAAGGAUAAUAAGAUGAUGAAUUACACUAAACAGCUCAACUAUCCUUAUUACUGUUAUGUUCAUCCUAUUGAUUUAUCUGGAAGGUUAUUUUUGUUAUGGAAAGAUGGUAUCAUCCUUGAUAUUGUUGAGUAUAAUCUAAACUUCAUUAUCUGCUCUAUGCAAUUUGAUAACAGGAGUGGUAAGACUUUGUUAGUCUGUAUGUAUGGUGCAUUUGAUGAGGAAGGGAUUGCUAGACAAUCGGACUUCCUAACUAGACUCUCUGGUAGGUUUAACUGCCCUUGGGUAGUCACAGGAGACCUGAAUUUCAUAACUAGCAAUGAGGAAAAAUUAGGAGGUAAUAUUGUCCCCCAAAAUCAGCUUAAUGUGGUCAAUGAUCAUCUUGAUUUUUUAGACCUAACUAAUAUUAGGUUCAUGGGAAAUCUCUAUACUCGGUCAAAUAGGAGAGAUAGUGCCGGUUUGAUUUUAGAAAGGCUUGAUAUAGGUCUAGGAAACCAUAAGUGGUUCAAUCUUUUUCCAAAUCGCAUUGUGUAUCAUCUUCUUCCUAUAGGGAGUGAUCAUUGCCCUAUUUUGUUGGUUAGUACUAAGGAUGAUAAACCUACUAAGAAACUUCUAAGGUUUAAUAGAUGUUGGCUCAUGCAUAACUCGUGUAAGGACAUUAUUAGAGAUAACUGGAAGACAUCUGAAAGAGGCUCUCAUGCUUACUUUCACUCUAUGUCUUUGAGAAAUGUUAAAUAUGUCCUUAGAGAUUGGAACAUUAUUAUCUUUGGGAACAUCCAAUCCAAAAUUACUUAUUUUCAAAGUCAGCUGGAGUAUUUGAGUGGUAAUGUUGCUAAUCAUGUUAAUCUUAAUGAGAUUAGAGACACUGAAGCUAGCCUGAAUCAUUGGUAUGGUAUUCAGCAGGAUCAUUAUAUGCAAAGAGCUAAGGAAAAUGUUCUUAAAUUUGAUGAUAGAAACACAAAAUAUUUUCAUGAUAAGGUUAAUUUUAGAAAAAAGAGGACAUAA